Messenger RNA from Mollisia scopiformis, 2755 nucleotides. RefSeq names its product PIN domain-like protein. The transcript is spliced from 5 exons. The coding region runs from base 331 to 2535 and encodes 734 amino acids. Gene Ontology annotation, cellular component: nucleus. NCBI's taxonomy places the organism in Eukaryota, Fungi, Ascomycota, Leotiomycetes, Helotiales, Mollisiaceae. The record is from RefSeq and is a predicted model, not a curated record. Gene Ontology annotation, molecular function: 5'-3' DNA exonuclease activity; 5'-flap endonuclease activity. Gene Ontology annotation, biological process: mismatch repair; DNA recombination; DNA double-strand break processing.
CGAUCUCAGAAAUAUUUGUCCUCACUCUCACCACCAGCUUCAACUUUAGCACCAAUAUUCACUCACCUUCGCAUUUGCCUCCACAAUCGCUAUCUACCUCAUUGCCUCUAAAAUCUCAGCUCUACAUCAUCUCCAAAAACUAAAUUCCAAUAAGAAACCCAUCCCACAAUCAAUUCGUCCCUCCAGCCUCCUGUCAAUUUUGGUUAAGGCCAAGUGAGUCGCACUUGCCAUUUUGACCACAAAUUUCGAAGUUGAGCGGAUCCAGAAAGAGCACCUCAAUUUCAGCAAUACGCAGUUCAGCUUUGGGUAGCUGCAUACGCUCUUGCCAAAAUGCCUCUCCAAGAGAGUGAUUUUUCUGUUGGCUCAAACAUCUACUCUACACCUUUCUCCGAUCUAGAAAAUGCUGUCCUUGGUGUCGAAGCUACCUCAUAUCUACAACACAUGCUCGAUGAUCCUCCCACUCACGAACCAUUGCUCGCUGCCCUUGGCGGAGAUCCCAUAGCUCUGAAAUCGCACAUCGAGAAGGAUUUAGAUCAAUGGAAGGAGAACAGGAUCAGACCUUUAUUUGUCUUUGAUGGGCAAUCUGUCGUUGGCAAGGAGGAGAUGGCUCUUCGUCAUGCUCGCGCAGCUUUGAACAAGACACAAAAGGCUUGGGAUAUGUAUAGCAAGAACCAACCAGAAGAUGCUGUUAGAGCUUUUGGUGCUUCAGGUUCCGUACGAGCACAAGAUCUUUACAGAUUACUGCAAGAAGUUUUGUCUGAGCGAAACAUGGAGUUCAUAAUUGCACCAUUCAGUGCUUGUGCGCAGCUGGCAUACUUGGACAAACUUGAGACCCAAUACAUUGAUGGCAUCAUGGGUUCAAAGGAGCUACUUCUCUACGACAUCCACGACAGCAUGUUCAACCCACCGACCUCUGCCGACUGGGAGAAAAAGAUGUUCACUGGAAUCAUCAGAUCUGACCUAGCCGCAAAACUCAACACUACUCCCGAGAUGCUUGCUGACGCCCUCCUCAUGGUCGGCACAUCCUUCCUUUCGCCAUUUCCACCUCUUCAAGUCGAAAGCAUCAUCUCCUCACAACCAUAUACCCUCACAGAUGCUAUCAACCUCUUGAGAACCUCAGACAAAUCUGUCCAAAACACGUGUGUUUCAUUCCACGACAUUCUCGAAAAACGAGACCCCGACUGGUUGGAUAAGUUCCGCAAAGCAAAGAUGGCUGUCAAGCAUUGCAUCACAGUGGAUGAGAAAGGAAAUAUCUCAAUUCGAGAAUACGAUAACCUCACUAAUGAUAACCACCUCUACCUUGGUCUGCAACUCCCAGCAGAGCUCUACCACUAUCUUUCAAAGGCUUUGAUUGGUCCUAGAAUCAUGAACUGCUUCGUUCAUCGGGAACUGAUCGUUCUUCCUACCUUGGAUGGUGUCAUCUCAGACGAGUACAAGAAAUUGGUCUCGCGAGAUUUGGUACCACUGAAAGAGACGACAGCUGCGUUGAUUUCCUCUCGAAUCCACCGGGCUAUCCAGCAUUACGAGAUUGUGAUGAAAUUCUGGUUCGAUGACGGUCUUAAGCAGACACUUGUCCACAGGAAUCUCCAACCACAGACAAACCAGAGAGUGGACACAUGGGGCAUGAAGAGUGCAGACCUGAAUAGUCUAAGCGCCACUUUGAAUGUGACUCCUGGAACAUUCUCAUUCGCCGUGUUCUCCCUGCAGGAUCCUGAGAACCGUGCCAAGACAUUCAGGAAACCAGAUAUGAUACUUGAUGGCAAAUCUGAGAUUUCAGCGAGUGUCUUAUGGCGACUGCUGCAUCUUCGAGGCUACAUAAAUGAUCAACAUGAGUUGACUCCAUUCGGAAAAGGACUUGCUGCAAUAUUGAAGUCAAUCGGGCCCACUAUCAAAGCACAUAAGGACAUUCAUCACAUCGAAGAAGCAGCUUUCCUUGCGGUAGAGCUGAUCCGAUUCGAAGUUCUUAACGCACGUAAUCGACAUAAUGACUUGAUCGGUGGUGCUUUGCGAGGCUCAGAUGAAGACAAGGCUAACUGCAUUCUCAUCGGUCGGACUGCAUGUCUCCUCAAGUUACGCCACGCAAGUAUCGGCUACACUGGACCUCUCAGCAAGAACUUCCUCUCCUUCCACUCUAUCAUCAAAGCAGUUCGUGAGACGGAUAGAGAUCUCCUCGAAGCCGCUCUUGCAUCAAUGUUGUUGAACGCUCAAGCUGUUCGUCCCGUUCAUGACUGUGAUCGUCUAGGCCGAAGCUUACCUCUUUGUACCGAUGUCGAUACCAGUCUUGGAAUCGCUGUCAAGACAUACCUCGACGACUUCUACAAGGUUGAUUGGACUCCCGAAGAACGCGAGAGUAAUAAGUCGCAGUAUGUUGAGAGGUAUCUCCCACAUAGUGUCAACUUCCCAGAAGAUCUUGACGUCGCUUUCAACUUCUUCGAUGCAGUCUGUGCUGGAGUAGAACAACUAGGAGAUGAGAUGAAUCCGACAGACAAAUCUGCUUGGGUCAGUGCUAAGGCGUAUCUCGACCUACGAAGAUAGAUAUAUCCCGGGUUGGGCGGCUUUCAUUUGCAGGAUUCUUCCAUGGACUUCAUCGCCACUUGAUUGGAUCAGCAUAAUUAUGAUGGAUACUCAUCUUCCUUCAUAGUUACUAUGUCCCAACCAUGAAGUCUUGAGGUCGGUGUAGCUUGUGGCUGCUACUGAUCUUAUGCGGGAGGUUCAUCACUUUAGAAUUACUAUACAGAAUAAAGUUCGUCAACCC